UUGCAACACCCUCCCCCUGCCUCUCCAGAGGAGGAGCUUCUCUUGCACGCAGCUAGUCACUGCCAGAUCCCUUUUUUGGUGGUUUCUGAAGGCUGACAGAAAUAAUCCGUAUCAACCAGGGCUCAAAUUGUAAUUAAUUUCAUUUGUCCACUUGGCAGGGAUCUGAAAGGGAAGGAGCCCCCUUCCUCCCUCCUUCCCCGCUCGGCCGGUGUUUGGAUUGACACAAGGUGGGAGAGUGAAGUCAUCAAGCCUGGGAGAGCAGUGGGUGUGCUGGGAGCAGGGCUGAGAAGGAAGGAGUGAAACGCCAGCUGUGCUGAUAAGUGGAGUUCCAUGUAUGUUUGUGCAAACCUGGCCAGAGAGUACAACUGAGGAGAAGCCACGUCCCACCUUCCUAGAGGCUCUGAUCCAGGGACCUGAGCAAGGGUUUGUCCAUCCAUAACUGCUGUUGCCCUUAUGAAAUACUCUCAAAGGUCAUCUUGCGAAGUCUUCCAAGAAAAUACUAGCAGUUGUAAGAAAACUAUGUUUAACAAGAAUAACAUCUUCCUCCAGUUGGACUGAAACAGAAAUGCUCCUCUGAAUUGGCCAUGUGGUUAUGAUACUGUUCAGAUUUCAUCAUGCCUCCUACAGUGACAGACAUCCUUGACAUCUGGGCAGUGGAUUCACAGAUAGGAGCUGAUGGCUCAAUCUCUGUGGACUUCCUGCUGCCCACUGGAAUCUAUAUCAACCUGGAUGUCCCUAGAGAUGCCACCAUAUCUCAUAUUAAACAGCUACUAUGGAAGCAAGCACACAGCUAUCCCUUAUUUCAUCUCCUUUUGGAGAUUGAUUCUUACAUGUUCUCAUGUGUGAACCAGACAGCAGUACACGAGGAGCUAGAGGAUGAAACGCGAAGACUCUGUGAUGUUAGACCCUUUCUUCCUGUCCUCAAACUUGUGACAAGGAACUGUGAUCCAGGGGAAAAAUUGGAUUCCAGAAUAGGUGUUCUCAUAGGAAAAGGCCUUCAUGAAUUUGAUGCCCUACCGGACCCUGAAGUGAAAGAAUUCCGUACAAAAAUGCGACGAAUCAGUGAAGAGAAGAAUCACUCACUUGUUAGUCUGUCUUGGAUGGACUGGUUAAAGCACACUUAUCCCCCAGAACAAGAACCUUCUAUCCCAGAAAACUUCCAAGAUAAGCUCUAUGGUGGAAAUCUUGUAGUGGCCAUUCAUUUUGAUAACUGCCAGGAUGUAUUUAGUUUUCAAGUAUCUCCUAACAUAAAUCCUAUCAAGCUGAAUGAGUUGGCAAUCCGAAAACGUUUGACUAUCCGUGGGAGGGAAGAUGAGGAAAUCAAUCCAAGUGACUAUGUGUUGCAAGUUAGUGGAAGACUGGAAUAUGUUUUUGGUGAUCAACCCUUAAUUCAGUUCCAGUAUAUCCGUAACUGCGUGAUGAACAGGACUCUUCCUCAGCUGACCCUUGUUGAGUGUUGUACCAUAAAGAAAAUGUGUGACCAGGAAAUGAUUGCCAUAGAAGCUGCCAUAAACCGAAAAUCAUCCAACUUGCCUCUUCCUCUGCCACCAAAAAAAACACGUACAGCUACCCAGCUGACCCAGAGUGUUUGGGAUAUUAGCAACCCUUUCAAGAUUAUUCUCUUAAAUGGUAACAAGUUGAACACAGAGGAAACUACCAAAGUUAGUGUCAGGGCUGGUCUUUUCCAUGGGACUGAGCUCCUUUGCAAGCCUAUUGUAAGUACAGAAGUAUCGGGGAGAAGUGACCACGUUUGGAAUGAAACCCUAGAAUUUGAAGUCAAUGUUUGUGACUUGCCAAGAAUGGCGAGGCUGUGCUUUGCAGUUUAUGCCGUGAUGGACAAAAUGAAAACGAAGAAGUCAACCAAGACAAUGAAUACUGCCAAAUAUCAGACCAUUAGGAAAGCUGGAAAAGUGCACUAUCCUGUAGCAUGGGUAAAUACUAUGAUAUUUGAUUAUAAAGGACAGUUGAAGACUGGAGACCUCAUAUUGCACAGCUGGUCAUCAUUUCCUGAUGAACUUGAAGAAAUGUUGAAUCCAAUGGGAACAGUACAAACUAAUCCUUACGCUGAAAAUGCAACAGCUUUGCACAUUAAAUUUCAAGAAUACUCAAAACUGCCUAUUUAUUACCCUCCCUUCGAUAAGAUACUUGAAAAGGCAGCUGAAAUUGCAAAAAGCAGUGACAGUGCUAUGGCAGGUCGAGGUGGCAAGAAGUUCUAUGUUGUGCUAAAAGAAAUCAUGGAAAGGGACCCCUUGUCUCAACUCUGUGAAAAUGAAAUGGAUCUUAUUUGGACAUUGCGCUAUGACUGCCGUGAAAAUUUUCCACAAUCAUUGCCAAAAUUGCUGCUUUCUGUAAAAUGGAACAAACUUGAAGAUGUUGCUCAGCUCCAGGCUCUUCUUCAGAUAUGGACAAAACUGCCUCCUAGAGAAGCAUUAGAGUUAUUAGAUUUCAAUUAUCCAGACCAGUAUGUAAGAGAAUAUGCUGUUGGUUGCUUAAAGCUAAUGAGCGAUGAAGAGCUUUCUCAGUAUCUUCUUCAGCUCGUACAAGUUCUGAAGUAUGAACCUUUUCUUGAUUGUGCCCUCUCUCGAUUCCUACUAGAGAGAGCACUUGCUAAUAGAAGGAUAGGGCAGGUGCUUUUUUGGCAUCUAAGGUCAGAGGUGCACAUACCUGCAGUUUCAGUACAAUUUGGUUUAAUACUUGAAGCUUACUGCCGAGGAAGUGUUGCUCACAUGAAGGUGCUUUCCAAGCAGGUGGAAGCCCUUAAUAAGAUGAAAACCUUAAAUGGACUAAUAAAACUGAAUGCCAUGAAGCAAAGCAAAGCAAAAGGAAAAGAUGCAAUGCACACCUGCUUGAAACAAAAUGCUUACAGAGAAGCACUUUCUGACCUUCAAUCUCCUUUGAAUCCUUCUGUUAUACUCUCAGAACUACACAUUGAGAGGUGUAAAUACAUGGAUUCUAAAAUGAAACCUUUAUGGAUAGUAUACAACAAUAAGAUGUUUGGAGGGGAUUUUGUAGGGAUCAUUUUUAAAAAUGGUGAUGAUCUACGGCAAGAUAUGCUGACACUCCAGAUUUUACGUUUGAUGGACCUCCUUUGGAAAGAAGCUGGUCUGGAUCUUCGGAUGUUGCCGUAUGGCUGUUUAGCCACAGGAGACCACUCUGGCCUUAUUGAGGCUGUUUCAAGUUCAGAAACUAUUGCAGAUAUUCAGCUAAAUAGUAGCAAUGUUGCUGCUGCUGCUGCCUUCAACAAAGAUGCUCUCUUAAACUGGCUAAAGGAAUACAAUUUAGGAGAUGACUUGGAUCGAGCUAUUGAAGAGUUCACCCUGUCUUGUGCUGGCUACUGUGUAGCUACUUAUGUGCUUGGAAUUGGUGACAGGCAUAGUGACAAUAUCAUGGUCAGAAAGAAUGGUCAGCUCUUCCACAUAGAUUUUGGGCAUAUUCUUGGAAACUUUAAAUCCAAAUUUGGGAUUAAAAGGGAACGAGUGCCUUUCAUUCUCACUUAUGAUUUCAUUCAUGUUAUUCAGCAAGGCAAAACAGGAAACACUGAAAAAUUUGAUCGGUUCCGCCAGUAUUGUGAAGAAGCCUACUUGAUUCUGCGAAGACAUGGUAACCUCUUUAUCACACUCUUUGCACUGAUGUUAACUGCAGGUCUUCCAGAACUAACAUCUAUCAAGGAUAUCCAGUAUCUAAAGGACUCUCUUGCCUUAGGGAAGAGUGAGGAAGAAGCACUAAAGCAAUUUAAACAAAAAUUUGAUGAAGCACUCCGGGAAAGUUGGACUACUAAAGUGAAUUGGAUGGCUCACACUGUUAGGAAGGAUUACAGAUCCUAGGUGUGUUUUGGAUUUGCACUAAGCCGACCGUUACCCUGCCAAUGCGUGUUUUAAAAAGGGAUCUGUAGCUUGGACCAACAGAAUAUUUAAAAAAAAGAAAACGGGAAAUGGCCUGAAUAAUUCCUGAUUCUUUUGCACUCUGCUUCCAAAUGCUUGAUCCCAAAAUUUUUCUGUACAAAUAGUAAACUUCCUGGAUAAUCAGUUCCUGCUGACUUUGCACACGGAGAGCUACUAGGCAUUUUUUAAUUAUAUGGUACUUUAAGACAGAGUAAAUAUUUGUUUUUAUAUGUUGGGGUAAUAUACUCUAACACACACUCAAGAGGUUGAAAUACCUCUCUUGGAACAGUUCAUUGUUUUAAAAUUGAAGCUUAAAAGAGGAGUAAGGUGUUGUUGUUGUUUUUGUUGGGGGGGGGUUGAUAUCUUAAUUUUGGCUAAAAAUGACCAUAUUGUGUAUAUUUUUCAUAUGAAAACUGCCACACUGGCACAGAUGGAUUAAAACUACUGUAAAUAGCAACCACAGUAUUGUUUACUAUAGGGAGCUGCUUAAAGUCUUAUCCUGCUGCCAGAAGAACAGCAUAUAGACAUUUGUAAGAUUUCUUGGGGGAGUUCUUCAAGAAGGAUGGAAUACCUACAAGUGCUAAGUAUUGGCCUGUUGUUCAUAAAUUCAUACCGACUUCAGCUGGAGCAAAAUUAAAUCAAUUGUGAUUGCUUUUGAAAGUCCCUUCAAGAAGAUGGAGAAAUUUAACCUCUUCUUUUAACUUUUGCAAGAAGCAAAGCUAUUCCAUGUUUAGCAGAAUUGCUUGAAAGUCUUCCAUUGAAGUCCAUGUUCCAGACUUGAGGCAUGCACAGACCCACUUUGUGAUAUGUGUGUGCGUGUGUAUAUGCGUGUGUGUAAUAAAGCACCAAUUAACAGAGCAUAUGUACCAAAAAAAAGGAAAUUGUUCAACAAGGCAAUUAUUUAUGGUUUAAAAAAAUCCGUGUGUAAAAAUUGACAUUGUAUAAAACACCAAUGAACUAUAAAUCUGUUUUUACUGUAUUUAUUAAAAGCUUGCAGUAACAUUACUUUACCAUGAUAUUUGUGUUCAGUUUAAAAUGGUUGCUCAAGAAACAGGAUUUGUUUUAAUUUAUUUUGUGAGGUACCAGGCUUUUUGGUGCUUACAUGGAGAGCAAUUUUGAUAUGUGCAAUAGGAACUGCUGGUUUAAGGUGUAACAUACUGUUUCUGAACAUCAGCAAGAUGGAACUUAACUACUGCUUGUUCUCCAAAGAACACUGGUAGCUCUCAAUUCUUGUUGACAUUUGAAAUAGAAUUAAAUAUAUAUUUACCUUUGACUAAACAAUUGUUUUACAUAGAAAUUUCAUUAAAGAUGAUUUUACUUUUGUU
Molecule: messenger RNA, 5206 nt
Organism: Alligator sinensis (Chinese alligator)
Lineage: Eukaryota; Metazoa; Chordata; Crocodylia; Alligatoridae
Gene: PIK3CB
Product: phosphatidylinositol-4,5-bisphosphate 3-kinase catalytic subunit beta
Exons: 25
Coding region: 615-3824 (1069 amino acids)
Biological process (GO): phosphatidylinositol-3-phosphate biosynthetic process; phosphatidylinositol 3-kinase/protein kinase B signal transduction; cell migration
Cellular component (GO): cytoplasm; plasma membrane; phosphatidylinositol 3-kinase complex
Molecular function (GO): 1-phosphatidylinositol-3-kinase activity; 1-phosphatidylinositol-4-phosphate 3-kinase activity
Source: RefSeq, a predicted model, not a curated record